GCAACUGCCAAUAUCAAUAACAUCUUAUUCAUCUUCUGUCAUAUAUAGUUUCCGCAGUAUAUAGUAAAUUUAAAGACCACAUCGAGACAGUCUGAGGUUAGGAACGCGUGAUCUUGGAAUUAAAAAAAAUAUUCUGUGAAUUCCUCGCGUGGAUUGGUCGAGCGUUUUAUUUUUGCAUUACGUACUUAAAUUUUAUUGGACUCAACAUUGAAGAAAUAAUUACAUUUGCGUCUGUGUGUAAGUUAACUACCAUUUCCGUUUCGUGUGUUGAAAAGGUUGAAAAUAAACACGACAAUCGACAAUUGUAUGAUUGUAUGAGAUUCUAUGAGCACGGGCACGAGAGAAGAGAAGAAACGAGUACAAGAACCAAGAAAAGGAAUGUGGGAAGCAGUGCAGUGAAUUCAGACUUUAUUUUAUUGUGCACGAAAGUGAGAUGGAAGAUGAAGAAUAAUUAGAUGUGAAGUUGAGAAGAGCAAGAAAACAUUUUCAAGUUAUGUGUUGAAAAUCCGAAUCGAAAAAUUACCAGAGCUUUUAAAAUGUUCGAGCCUACAGAACAAGGAAAGGAUCUUUGCAUCCACACUGGUGUAGUUUUAAGAGGAGCAAAUACGCGAGAAGACGAAGUUCACAGCUCAGGAACCCUAAAUAUCGUUGAAUACAGUUUUGGUAAAUGCAUCGAAUGGAAGCCAAUCGAAGUAUCGGUCGUCUCCGAGAAUCAAGAUCAGGAUCCAGAAUGGUCUCUGGUAGAUUCGCACACAAGAAGAACUCGAACUUCCUCAGAAGGUCCAGAUUCUCUAGGACGCACAAGAACUGUCCGCAUACUGUUUUCGGAACUGAAAUCUUUUCGAAUCCAUCACAGUGGACAGCAACUAAUAUUCAUGCAGCAAGAUGGGACGACCUAUGUGGCCUUUUUUCAGCUUUCCAACGCUGAAAGUUUUGUAAACUCUUUGAAAGGCUUUGUCAAAUUCUUCAGGUCUAAACGGGACAGAAGUUUAUACAUUAUUGAAGAUGAAGUAAGCAAUGUUCUCAACAAAUCCUUUGCUGAACUGGACCUUUUUCAAGAGAAUACCUCAGACUAUGUGUGGAAAUUCGUCAGAAAUUUGCAUGACCGUCCAUAUGAAACAACAAUGGAGGCCUUCAGUAAACUUACUGACAUUUGGAUUUACAAAGAUCCUGAAGUGAAACGGCCUGUGGAAGAAGCAGUUGCUGAUCUUUUAAAUCGCUCUCUUUCGAUAGAUGUCCCUCAACCAUCGGUUUCCGUGAGUUCUGGAGAGGAAUAUGAAGUUAUUGGCGUCUCAAAUGCAUCAGUGCUUCUUUCACCAAUACCUCCUUGUCCUAGAGGAGCGCCAUUGUCGCAAGAGCAAUGGGAUAAAUACAAAGAUUCAAUGGGGCGAAUUACAAACCCCGAGGCAGUCAAGGAAAUUAUUUUCAGAGGGGGAAUUUCGCCAUCCUUGCGAUAUGAAGUUUGGAAGUUCCUGCUGAAUUACUACCCCUGGGAUUCAACGAGUAUAGAUAGACUGGAGUUGAAGAAAAAGAAGACUGACGAAUAUUUUAUUAUGAAACUCCAGUGGCGAUCCAUGACUCCUAAUCAAGAAAAUAACUUUUCCAGUUAUCGCGACCGUAAAAGUUUGAUAGAGAAAGACGUAAACAGAACUGACAGAACACACGCGUAUUAUUCUGGUGAUAAUAAUCCUCAUUUAGCACAGUUGUACGAUAUUUUGAUGACCUAUGUGAUGUACAAUUUUGACUUAGGAUACGUUCAAGGCAUGAGCGAUUUGCUCAGCCCGAUUUUAUGUCUCAUGGAUAACGAAGUUGAUGCCUUUUGGUGUUUCGUGGGAUUCAUGGAUAAAGUCAGUACUAAUUUUGAGAUGGACCAAGUAGGAAUGAAAACUCAGCUUAGUCAAAUCCAUCAUCUGCUCUCAGUAACGGAACCUCAGUUGGCAAAUUAUUUGGACAGACAUGACUCUGGAAAUAUGUUUUUCUGUUUCCGAUGGCUCUUGGUAUUGUUCAAGAGGGAAUUCAAUGCCGUUGAUAUCAUGAAACUCUGGGAAGUACUUUGGACUGAUUUGCCUUGUAAAAACUUUCAUCUCCUUUUGUGUGCUGCAAUUUUGGAUACGGAGAAGGCCGUGCUCAUGGAAAAUCAGUACGGAUUUACUGAGAUUUUAAAGCACAUAAAUGACCUCUCUCAACAUAUCGAGUUGCCCUGGACACUGUCAAAAGCCGAGGGAAUUUAUCUUCAGUUGAUAUCCGUGGCUCCUCAUCUCACAAAUAAUAUUCGCACUAUUAUUGGACUAGAACCUAUCAACAGAUCUCCCGAACCCUGUGACAUGGACAUCAGCAACGGGAGCAUCAUCUCUCCGACUAACGGAGAAAGUUCCUCCCACCAAUCCGAAAGCGAUGGAAAUGUGAAAUUUGGAGACAACGAAGUAUCUUUCGAGCGAGGUUUGAAUUUAUCGUACACAUGAGUGGAGGACUUCUCUUUUGUUAUGUUUUGAGUGUCUAGUACUUGAAAUUAGAGGGAUUUUUGCUGUUGCAAAUUUCCGA
Belonocnema kinseyi is the source of this 2541-nucleotide messenger RNA. It is a transcript of the gene Tbc1d15-17, whose product is annotated as TBC1 domain family member 15. The transcript is spliced from 9 exons. Lineage: Eukaryota; Metazoa; Arthropoda; Insecta; Hymenoptera; Cynipidae. The record is from RefSeq and is a predicted model, not a curated record. Bases 537 to 2462 code for a protein of 641 amino acids. Gene Ontology annotation, biological process: activation of GTPase activity. Gene Ontology annotation, molecular function: GTPase activator activity.